Messenger RNA from Siniperca chuatsi (mandarin fish), 1330 nucleotides. RefSeq lists its product as uncharacterized. The coding region runs from base 138 to 1070 and encodes 310 amino acids. Lineage: Eukaryota; Metazoa; Chordata; Actinopteri; Centrarchiformes; Sinipercidae. The record is from RefSeq and is a predicted model, not a curated record. The transcript is spliced from 7 exons. Gene Ontology annotation, molecular function: dioxygenase activity.
GAAGAAGAAGUAGUAUAAAUAGUAGUAGUAGUAGUAGUCAUCGUCGUCGUAGUUUGUAACCUUUGAAUAUACGCAGCGUGUGAGAUAUACUGAAAGUCUGCAUUUAGAUUCUUUCAGAUACACCUUUUGUUUUUAAAAUGAGCAUCCCGGUGGUGGACUUCGCCGCGUACGGCCUGAGUGAGAAAGAUGUUACUGACGAGCAAAUGCACAACUUAAGCAAACAGUUGGAAACAGCUUUUACAGAAGUUGGUUUCGUUUUUCUGAAGAACACUGGGAUCACUGAGGAGGAGGUGGAUCGUGUUAUGGACAUGUCCAAGAAAUUCUUCCUGCAGCCAGAUGAACUGAAACAACCCUUCAGCAGGAAAAGCUUUGCCAACAAUCCUAACCACGGCUGGGUGUCUCUGGAGACUGAGAGGUUGAAUCCAAGUCAACCUGGAGACCUAAAGGAGGCAUUCAACACUGCUUCACUUCACCCUGACAUGAAAUGGCCUUCAGGGGCUGUAACCGGGUUCCAGGAGAUCCAGACGCAUUUCUUCCAUCGCUGUAAAGAGCUGAGUCUGCGGGUGCUGAGGGUGAUGGCCCACAGUCUGGGUCUGGACCCCGAGGUGUUCCUGAGUGCACACCGUUUUAUAGGAACUGAUGAGAAUGGCUCAACACUGCGGUGUCUGUACUACCCAUCAGUAAACCGGGAGAAAGUGAAGGAGGGUCAGUUGCGAUGUGGAGAGCAUUCGGACUACGGCAGCAUCACCUUGUUGUUUCAGAGCUCUGAAGGUCUGCAGGUGCGUAGACGUUCAGGUGAAUUCAUCUGUGCUCCCAGCAUCCCCGGAGCAGUCCUCAUCAAUAUCGCUGACCUGAUGCAGCGCUGGACCGCUGAUCAGUUUGUCUCUGUGGUCCACAGAGUGUUGCUGCCACCUGUUGGAGACUCCAGCACACGUCAGUCUAUAGCUUUCUUCGUCCAACCGGAUGAUGAGGCUCUGAUCACCUGCUGCGACAGCUCUAACAAAUACCCUCCGGUUAAAGCAGGUGCUUACCUCAUCGAGCGCUUCAAUGACUCGUAUGGACGAAACUGAAUUUUUACCAGUUAAUGUAUACAUAACUGUUGACGUAUAAACGUGUCGUCAUUUUGUCAACAGAGGUCUCAGUUAUCCUGUUGAGCUUUAAAGACAUGCCUGGAAAGUCUUUUAUCAUGUUUUAUCAUAGUUACUUUCGUCUUCCCUUCCCACAGUGUUUUUACAUUUUUAAUUCCAGUUUGAAUAUGAUUUGAAUCAUUUGGCUCACUGAUUAGCUAAAAAACACAUUGUGUAUAAUAAAAAGAGACAAUAACCUCGAA